Molecule: messenger RNA, 2415 nt
Organism: Morus notabilis
Lineage: Eukaryota; Viridiplantae; Streptophyta; Magnoliopsida; Rosales; Moraceae
Product: putative U-box domain-containing protein 50
Exons: 8
Coding region: 1-2415 (804 amino acids)
Biological process (GO): protein phosphorylation; protein ubiquitination
Molecular function (GO): protein kinase activity; ubiquitin-protein transferase activity; ATP binding
Source: RefSeq, a predicted model, not a curated record
AUGCAGCCUCAAGAAAAGGCGAUUUAUGUCGCGCUGGGAAAUGAUCGAGAUGAAGGUUUCAAGACCUUGAGAUGGACACUGAUAAAGUGGAAGUUUCAGCCAAUUUCAAUCAUCAUUCUCCACAUAGACAUAACAAAAGAAACCGUUAUGACCUAUUUUGGGAAGAUGCCUGCAAGUUCUGUUAACGAGGAGAUGUUGGAAGUUCUCAGAAAGAACGAGCAAGGACAGAUUGACAAGCUGCUUUCUCAGUACAAAGCCUUCUGCGGCAAGGUAAAAGCUGAAAUCUUCAAAGUUGACAAGUAUGAGAAGCCUAUUCCUGAGCACAUCAUAGAUUUGAUUUCUGGUCUCCACAUAACCAACUUGGUCAUGGGACUCACAUUCAUGAAAUCCUCAUCAAGGUACAAACAUAAACAAAUCAGUGCAAUUAGUGGAUGUUUUUACAUCCACCAAAACAAGCCUGAAUUUUGUGAGUUCUUCAUAAUAAGUGGGGGCAAGCAGAUACUCAUGCAAGAAGAUAAAUUUGUUGAUUCCAACCUUGGAUCACCAUCUCCUUCAUCUUCAAAUCCUGACUCUCCCAAUGUGGAAAAUCAAUGGGAAAAUUGUGCUGAAGAAAUGGAAAACUAUCUUCACCAUCUGUUGUCUCUGAAUCUGGACGAAGAACAAGAAGUUUGUGAGCAAGAAAAUGAUUCUCAUUAUAGUCCAAUGGAAGCAGAAAUGAAAGAACUACAAAACUCCAAUAUGGUAACUCAAAUCAAGCAAUUCAAUAUAAAGAGAAUUUUGUUCUUUUUUGUUUUCCGUUUUUUUUUCCCCUUCAAUUUUCUUCAGAGCGUUGCAGAAAAAUCUGAACUUCUAAGGAGAAGAAUCAAAGAAACCAACGAGAGAACCAAAUCAAAAAGGAACGAAGAUACGGAAAGACUUGCGAAAGCAGAAUUUGCCAUUUCUUUAUGCAAUCGCCGGGAGGAAGGAGUCGAAGCUCUGAUAGCGAGAGAGGUGACGAAUCGAGCGGAGCUGAAGAAGGAACUAGACGCCACGAGAGAGCUCCUCCGCGAAGCCCUAGCGGACGUCGAAGAAAGCAUGAAGAGGCUAAACUCGCUCGCGGAUCCCCGAUCAGAUCUCUCCGAGGAGCUCCAGCGCUCGGCAGCAGCGAGAUCGGAGGCGGAGGAGCGGCUGAAGGCGGCGACGAUCGGAAGGGCGAAGACGGCGGCUGAAAUGGAGAAGCUGAGGAGGCAGAGGGACGUUUUCCGGCGGAGGAUCGAAUUUUGCAGAGAGAGAGACGCCAUUGGCAAUGGCAAUGGCAUGGCAGAGAGGGUUUCUGAAUGGAGGUGCGAAUUGAGGGAGUUUAGCGGCGAGAUCAAAUCGGCGACUAAUAAUUUUUCGGAGCAUUUGAGGUUUAAAUCUGGAGGGGAUUGGACUGCAGUAUACAAAGGGCGUAUCAACCUUCAAACUGUUGCCAUCAAGGUGAUCAAUGCAUCAUUGCCUGAGGAAGAAUUUCAAUUUAAGGUGAAGUUCCUCGGCGAGAUUAGACACCCCAAUUUGAUUGCAAUGAUUGGCUUUUGUUCGGAGCCUCAGUGCAUUGUCUUUGAAUACAUGCACAAUGGUUCCUUAAGAGACAUCCUAGUUUCUUCAUACCGAAACUCGGCCAAGAGAAAUCCCGCCCUUCCUUGGCAUGACCGAAUACGUAUUGCGGCCCAAGUGUGCUCGGGCCUAUGCUACCUCCACCAGGCCCAGCCCAAGCCCAUUGUUCACGGCCGCCUCACCGCCUCCAACAUUCUCCUUGACCGCAACCUAGUCGCGAGGAUUAGUGGGUUUGGGCUUUCCCAAUACAAUAAUGAGGCCCACAUUGGAUCUGAUGUGGAGGCCUUUGGGCUUUUGCUUAUGCAUCUUCUGACGGGAAGUAAUUGGGUUGGGCUUGUUGACGAGGCCAUGCUUAUGGACAAGGCGGCUUUUGUUCAGGUUUUAGACGAGACAGCUGGAGAGUGGCCAUUGGAAGUUGUAGAGGGACUUGCCAUAUUGGCAUCCAGGUGUUUGACUUUGACCAAAAGUGGACAUCCCAAUAGAAAUUUGAGAGUAGAAAUGUUGAUGGAAGAGCUCGAGGAAUUGAGUAAAAAGGCAGAUGAGUUGGUUGAUAGAAGAAGAUUUGAGGAGAUUAGUGAUGAAGGUGAACCUAGACAGGACCCUGGUGAAGUCCCCAGUGUCUUUCUCUGCCCAAUAUUUCAGGAAGUGAUGAAGAAUCCACACGUAGCGGCUGAUGGAUUCUCUUAUGAGCAAGAAGCUAUCGAAGAAUGGCUGAAAAUGGGAAGAGAUACUUCUCCUAUGACAAACUUGAAGCUUAAGGACAAGUUCCUCACCCCUAAUCACACCCUUCAUUCUCUCAUUCAAGAUUGGCAUCAUAAAAGAUCAAUUGUGCCACCUUAG